This is a messenger RNA of Sorghum bicolor (sorghum), 1786 nucleotides long. RefSeq lists its product as uncharacterized. Gene Ontology annotation, molecular function: double-stranded DNA binding. The record is from RefSeq and is a predicted model, not a curated record. Gene Ontology annotation, cellular component: chloroplast. Lineage: Eukaryota; Viridiplantae; Streptophyta; Magnoliopsida; Poales; Poaceae. The coding region runs from base 138 to 1307 and encodes 389 amino acids. The transcript has 2 exons. Gene Ontology annotation, biological process: regulation of DNA-templated transcription; chloroplast organization.
GGCUACGGCCCAAAUUGGAUGCUUCGGCCUUCGGUUGUGGAGUUGCCAAAUGCCAAGGGCCCAAGGCUGAAGGCGCAGUCUCACUCACCGCAAUCCCUCCCGCCGUCGGUCGCCGGCCGCCGGCCGCUCCCGACGCUAUGCUCCGCCUCCGAAAUUGCAUUCUUCCACACCUACUCUCCUCGUCCCGCCGCUCAACCUCCUGCAUCGCCCCCCUCCAUCGCCUCCUCUGCGGUUCCGCCGCCGCCGCGAGCAGCCCCUUCACGGUCGCCGACUACCUCGUCGCCAGAUGCGGCCUCUCCGGAGAGCAGGCCCUCAAGGCAUCCAAAAGUAUCCCCGGACUCAGCUCUCCCUCGAAGCCCGACGCCGUGCUCGCCUUCCUGGCCGGCCUCGACAUCUCCGGCACCGACCUCGCCACCGUCGUCGCCAAAGAUCCCAGACUCCUCUGCGUCGACGUGGGGAAGACCUUGGCCCCCCGCGUCGCCGAGCUCCGCAGCCUCGGCCUGUCGAGCCACCAGGUCGGCCAGGUAGUACUCGCCGCUCAGGCCCGGAUCCGCAGCCGCUCGCUCCUCCGCAAUUUUGAAUUCUGGCUUGGGGUCUUCGGCUCCUUCGACGAGCUCCUGCGGUUCGUCAAGAUGAACGGCAGCCUCCUCAGCACCAACCUCGACAAGGUCGCCAAGCCCAACCUGGCCCUUCUUCAGCGAUGCGGGAUGCAGAUUUCCGAUAUCCCCAGCACUUUCUUGUCCCGGAUACUUGUCAGGAGCAAUGAGCACCUCCAGGAAACUCUGGCACGCGUUGCCGAGUUUGGAAUCCAGCAGGGCACGUGGGCUUUCCCCUUCGCGUUCAUGAGGUUUGCGAUCUUCAACCGUGAGAAGCUCGAGAGUAAUAUACAGCUGUUUGAGAAGCUUGGCUGGUCGAGGGAUGAUAUAGCGUCAGCAGUGAGGAAGGCGCCGAAUAUCCUGAACUUAGCUCCGGAAAGGGUUCGCAAAAGCUUGGAUUUUCUAAUGGGUGAUGUUGGGUUGCAGAUGCCAGACAUUGUGUAUCGGCCAGUGUUGCUAUUGUAUAGUGUGGAGCGUCGGUUGUUGCCGCGCUAUUACUUGAUGAAAUUUCUCGAGGACAAGGGAUUGGUGACUUCUAGUUUCAGCUUCUAUACUAUUGCAGUGAUGGGCAAUGAUAAUCUCCUGGCUAAACUUGUGCACCCGCACGAGAUGAGUGUCCCAGGUCUUGCUGCUGCUUAUGCUUCUAGCUGUGCUGGAAAACACCAGUGGGAGCUCCUUGGUGGCCUGACAGAGGGAAAGAGAAAGAGCUAAGACUUGUUCUGGUAACUAGUUCUGUAAAGAAUAUCUUCUAAGGUGGCCUAUACGUCAAUCAUCAAAGGACAUUGGGUUUGAGGAACUGCAUACACCAUGAAGAGGACAGUGCUGCAUUUGUGUGACUUUGGGCAUGAACUGUUACUUCAGGCUUUGCUUUCACAAGGUUCUCGGAGCAAUGUGAUUUUUGAACACGUUCUAGGCUACUGUUUGACAGCCUCGCUCGUUGAGGAAAAAGAUUCUAAAUUUUGUCCUUUGUAUACUUCAGUGAAAAGCUUGAGGAUGCGGGUGUGGAAUUUUUGCAGAAAGCAAUCUGAUUCUGCUUUAUUUAAGUGGGGAUUGCGGAUUUGCGGUUUCUAAAUUCUAAAGCUGCCAACAGUAGAUUUUAGAGUUCUGAACUGAGAUUAGGUUGGAUUAUGAAAUUCUACUGACAAAUGAGUUGUUGGAGGUGUAUACUAUACUUAAAAAACAUGUUUUCA